AUGCCACGCAAGGACAGAAAGAAACCAUCUGGAAUGGUUAUCGCCAACCGUGGAAAGAAGUCACGUAGGAAAAAGUUGGUGUAUCAAGAUGAACCUUCCUUUGAGAAGCAGAAUGGUGAAAAAGACGAUGAGCAGGAAAAGGAUGAGGAUGCCAACGAAGGUAAUUUGGGAGGCAUCGUAUCGUACUAUAUGGAUAUUCUAGCAGAUUCGAUGACCAUUCCGAAGGUGAUCCAGCUUUUGGGCGUCUUCUUUCUUGGAAACUUGAUCUUUGUCCUUUUCAAUCAACAAGCAGCGCUUGUUUCAGAGGACGAGAAGGAGACAAACGAUCCAUGGUGGCCAGUUGUGGUUGGUGGAAUGGCCUUGGGUGCCAACCUCUUGCAGCUUUUGGUCGUCUGCUAUAAUUCGUACAAAAACUACACGGCAAAGUCCGAAAAGCUCGAAAAGGAGGGAAAAGCAGGUGAGAUAAAGACACUCGAAAAACCACAACUCCCGGAAUUCGAGUACAUAUACGCCGUUUUCGUCCCUCUUGCUGUCACACUACUAAUUGCACCUUCCAAGUUGCCCGUUGUUGCUUCCUGCAUAGCCCAGGUUCCAUACUUGAAGCUUCCAGUUCGUGUAGCUGUCAGUUAUGUCACCGUUUAUCAGCUUGGAACAGGAGGUGGUGACUGUACAGGAACCCAGAUUGUUUUGGCACCAAUUGUUUUGGCUGCCACGUAUCUCAUAUUGGACAAGUUUGUCGCUUCCUCCAUUUCACUCACUGAGAAAAUGCUUCUGUCGCAUCUCUCGGUUGCAUUGCUUCUUUUGGUCGAUGAUUCCGCAGAUAUUACACUUGUCAUCUUCAGAGCACUUUCUAUUUCGUUUGGCGAGGCUCUUUUCUUGGCUCUCUGCCUCAAAGACCUCUACAAAGCACAAAAGCCGGGCUCGAUUCGCUCAAAAGCCCUUUUAUUCGUCAUAUAUGCCGUUUUUCUCGGAAACGGUAUCAUCAUGUCUUCAAAAUUCCUCUAUCCGGCACUCCGAAGGCAGCCUUGGGCAUGGCUCUCCUCUUUUAUCGCCGAGAGCGAGACCAGAAGCUUCAUCUUUAAAGUCUGGCUCGCAUCCUCCCUAACAAUCACACCUGCAGUGCUCACUUUCGGCAAUAAGUUUGCGUUUGGCAUGCGGAGAAAGAUCUGGCACUUUGCAAUUUUCCUUGCCCUAUCACUCCCCAUUGUUCUCGACCCACAGCUCUGCUCAAUGGCUUUGGUCGGCUUAUUUGGCAUUUUCUCGCUUAUCGAGAUCGUUAGGGCCAAUAGCAUUCCUCCAUUUGGCUCCUGGAUCCGCUCCUUGCUUCUCCCAUUCGAGGACAACAAGGACAAAAGGGGCACGUACGUUUUUUCGUACGUCUAUCUUGUUUUGGGUGUUGCCCUUCCUCUUUGGUUCAACAACUGCGAAAACAGAGGCUCAUCUUUGAUUGGCUUGGUUUGUCUUGGCUUGGGCGACUCUCUUGCCUCUUUGUUGGGUAAAGCGAUUGGUGUUUUGUACUGGCCCGAGGGUUCGAAAACGAUCGAGGGCUCUUUUGUGUUCUGCCUCUCCACAGUUGCUGGUUUGUGCUUUUAUCAAAAAUACGAGGAGGACGACUUCAACAUAUAUGCAAUUCUCACAACAUCGAUUGUUACUGCCGUGUUCGAGGGUAAUAUGUCUAUCAAUGACAAUAUCCUAGUUCCUGUUUUGGGAUGGCUGUGUAUGGAGGCCUCUGAAAGGAUGAGAUAUUGA
Molecule: messenger RNA, 1749 nt
Organism: Brettanomyces bruxellensis
Lineage: Eukaryota; Fungi; Ascomycota; Pichiomycetes; Pichiales; Pichiaceae
Exons: 1
Coding region: 1-1749 (582 amino acids)
Biological process (GO): dolichyl monophosphate biosynthetic process
Cellular component (GO): endoplasmic reticulum membrane
Molecular function (GO): dolichol kinase activity
Source: RefSeq, a predicted model, not a curated record